GGUAAUAAUACAACUCUUGUUGAGUUUCUUCCUGGUUUUGAUGGCCCACUUCCUUUUCAUCUUGAGACUGGGUCCAUUAGCUUUUGCUCAAAAAACAUUUAAUGGAAGCCUACCUAUUCUUGUUUCUGCUCCAUAUUCUUGGACAAAGUUUGCAAGUAUAAUUUUCUUGGACCAGCCUUUAAAUACUGGAUUUUCAAUAACUUCAACAUCCAAAUGUACUGAUGAUCUACAAGCUAGCAAUUAUGUCUAUGAGUUUCUAUUAAAGUGGUUCGAUGAUUAUACAGAAUUUAUUUCGAAUCCCUUUUAUGUUUCUGGGGACUCAUAUUCAGGCAUCAUAAUUCCAGUUAUUGUUCAACUAAUAUCAGAUGGAAAUGAAACAGCCAACAAGCAAUUGAUCAACAUUAAGGGCUAUACACUUGGCAAUCCAGCAACAUUUCCAGAAGAAAAAAAUUAUCAAAUUCCUUUCAGUCAUGGUAUGGGCCUAAUUCCUGAUGAACUUUAUAAGUCACUAAAGGAGAAUUGCAAAGGUGAUUAUCAAAACAUAAGUCCUACAAAUGAACUAUGUGUACAAUAUCUUACAAUGUUCAAGAAGCUUGUAAGUGGUAUAUAUGAUCUACAUAUUUUAGAGCCUCUUUGUGGAUUAGACUCUCCAAAUCAACAACAAUUAUUUGGUGAAAGAAGAUCACUUGGAGAGGAUUUUGUCACGUUGAAAAAUGAUGAUUCCAUUUGUCAAGAAAGUCGUGUUGCUAAACUUGAGCUCUCAUUUUACUGGGCAAAUAACCCUAAAGUUCAAGAGGUCCUCCAUGUUAUAAAGGAAAAAAUUGAAAGACCAUGGUUGAGAUGUAGAAGAACUAUGAAGAAUACAACUUACAAAAUGACACUCAUGAAUAGUAUACCUUAUCAUAUAAAUCUUAGUUCUGAAGGUUAUCGAUCGCUUAUAUACAGUGGUGAUCAUGACAUGUUAGUUCCUUUUCAAUCGACUCAAGCAUGGAUAAAGAGUUUAAAUUAUUCUAUUACUGACGAUUGGCGUCCCUGGAUUGUUGAUGGUCAAGUUGCAGGUUAUACAAGAUCUUAUUCUAAUCAUAUGACAUUUGCAACAGUGAAGGGAGGAGGACACACUGCUCCAGAGUAUAAACCUAAAGAGUGUUAUCAUAUGUUCAAAAGAUGGAUAACUCAGCAACCUUUGUAAAUUUGUGAAUUCUUGGAAGUGUUAAAUAAAAUUUAUUUCUUAAAAAAUAAUUGUGUUUGUGACAAUUUGAUGUUUUUCAACUAAAUAUGAGAUGCUAUAUAAAUA
This is a messenger RNA of Capsicum annuum, 1294 nucleotides long. RefSeq names its product serine carboxypeptidase-like 10. NCBI's taxonomy places the organism in Eukaryota, Viridiplantae, Streptophyta, Magnoliopsida, Solanales, Solanaceae. The coding region runs from base 41 to 1189 and encodes 382 amino acids. Gene Ontology annotation, biological process: proteolysis; secondary metabolic process. The record is from RefSeq and is a predicted model, not a curated record. Gene Ontology annotation, molecular function: serine-type carboxypeptidase activity; acyltransferase activity, transferring groups other than amino-acyl groups. The transcript is spliced from 13 exons.